GAAUCAGCCCAGACUCAUAUCAAUUGAAACGCGAAUCGGAAACAGAAACGAUGAGAACGACAAUUGCGUGCGAGAGAUGCAGAAGAUCGAAAGUCAAGUGUAGACAUAAUGAUCAGCCCCCUUGUGCGGGCUGCAUAAAGAGUGGUUGUACCGAGACUUGUGUCUUGGGUGGUCCAGUGCUGGGUCAAAGCUCAGGGUCUAAAAGGCCUGCUAAAAGACAGCGGUUGAGUGUUGAUCUGAGGCAAACAGAUGUCUCGGGUGAUGUUUGGCAAGAUGUCAAUCAAGUCUUUGAACAGACGUCGCGAGCGCAAGUUAUCAGUGCUAUCAACUUAUUUAGGGCUCAAUUUCCCGAGUUUGGGUUUCUACAUCCGGAUGAUCUUGAGUAUCGACAAGAUGAGCUCAGUGUAGUUCAGAAGCUUCGGCUCCUCGUUAUUGUUGCAGUUUCACAUCGAUACUCGGAGUCUUACACCGCAGAUAUUAACAACAAGAACACUCUCUUUAUAGCCGGCGAGGCACAAAAGAGGAUGACGAGUGGUCCGAGUCUAGCUCUCAUUCAGACAUUCCUCAUACUAUCGCUCUGCAACUGGGGAGAUGGAGAUGGUUUUAAUGCGUGGAUGCAUUGUGGCAUUGCAACGAGAAUGGCUCAAGGGUUACUCAGCACUGGUUUCGCGAGCUGUGGCAAGAGAGAAACUCUGUCAGAGCUUGAGAAAAGAACCUUAUGGACAUGCUUCAAGAUGGACAGACUGUUGAGUUGCGGCAAGAGACGACAGGCUAUGUUCGCUGAUGGAGAUAUGCACUUCUCCCUUCCCGUUAACGACACCCAGUUCCUGUUCGGACAGAGCACUCAAUCUGCGCCGAUAGAUGAUAGUUUGAAGGCCUACGGGCCAGAUGAUCAUCUUGUCCUUCUCAUUCAAGGUUUACGUAUCUGGUCGAGAAUUCACACUUGGAUCGCUGAGGGCGGAAGAAGACAGCCUGGCAUGACUGAACCAGAGCAGUGCCCUUUCAAUGAUACUUCGGAUUGGAGUAAGAUGAAGCGGGACUUGAUCAAGUGGCGAGAUUCUCAGGAUACGCUGAUGAAGUAUCCUGCUACGAAGGUAUCGGUGCAUGCUCAGCGAGGACAGGCUGAGAGGUUUGGAUACAUCAACUUGGUCCACUACGUCAGUUUGCUCUUCCUCUGCCGUGAAUACAUCCCCUUCAGCCCAGUAGACGAAGUCAAACCCCGCGGCCCCAUCGAACCACCACUCCUCAAAGCCCGAGGCCCCGAUUCAUUCUGGCUCCAAAACGUCUUCGAUCUCUACGACGCAGCAUCCCAAAUAUCCUCUCUCCUCUCCGAUCUCGAACACGUCGGCUGUCCCCUCCGCACCCCCUUCUCAGGCCUAUGCGCCUUCUCCUCCACUCUCUGGAGCAUAUACGGCGCAGCGUUUCCCAACUUCAUGGGCUUCACGCCAAGUCAAACCGCCGACGCAGACGCCCAAGCUGAAAGGACUAUGGCUGUUUUAGUGAGAAUAGGCAAGGUUUGGAGAUUGGCGGAGGAGUGGAUUGAUGUUUUGAAUACGGCGAAGAGUAUCAUGACGAGGGUUAGUGAGGGGCGGAGGGUUAAGAGGUCGAGGUAUGAUUAUCCCGAGUUGGAGGAUUCUAUUCACCUUGCGCCGUUGCAGGGGAUGCCGAGACAGACGUUUGAUAGGCCGGCGGGGUUGGUGUCGGCGGAUGAUGGGUCGAAGUUGCAUCAGCUGGUGGCGAGUGAUGCUGAGCAGGGUUUGGAUACAGAUGGGCUCGUGUUUCUGGAGGAGACGAGUGGGAGUGAGUUUGUGGGUGAGGAUUGGUGGAGAUUACUGUCAUUCUGUGAUGAUCCGCAUCUCUUGUCGACGAGUAUGGAUAAUAUGGGUGACGAUAACGUAGCUUAGAAGUUUUGGAUCUAUUUUCGAUUGAUUAUGGAACUUAGUAUGCUCUUGAAAUAAACCUAUCGCGUAUCUUGGUGAGAAGAUAGUUUCAGUGCUGAAGCUGUUGUCUCAUUCGUUCGCGUCUCCUCGAAACCCG
This is a messenger RNA of Fusarium verticillioides 7600, 2037 nucleotides long. RefSeq lists its product as hypothetical. Gene Ontology annotation, molecular function: zinc ion binding; DNA binding; DNA-binding transcription factor activity, RNA polymerase II-specific. Gene Ontology annotation, cellular component: nucleus. The transcript is spliced from 4 exons. The coding region runs from base 51 to 1904 and encodes 617 amino acids. The record is from RefSeq and is a predicted model, not a curated record. Lineage: Eukaryota; Fungi; Ascomycota; Sordariomycetes; Hypocreales; Nectriaceae. Gene Ontology annotation, biological process: DNA-templated transcription; regulation of DNA-templated transcription.